AUGGAUUCCCCUGUUCGGGAAAGUGAGCCCAUGGCUCUCGAUGAUCAAUCGCGGUCUCGAUCACGAACCCCCCACUCUCGUCGUACGCGAUCGCCUUCGCAAUCGGUGGACCGCCGCCGUUCCGACGACCGGGACGACCGCUCACCCGGGCGCAACGGCCGAUACAGAAGUCGCAGCCGCGGACGCACUCUCAGCCGCACCCCGAGCCGCAGCCGCAGCCGCAGUCGCAGUCGCACUCGGAGUCGCACCCGCUCUCGCAGCGAUUCGCGCGGCCGGAGCUAUAGCCGGGAAGACGAUCGCUCGCGCAGUCGGACUCGCAGCCUCACUCCUCCCGCCAAGUCUACCAAGAUUGUUGUCGAGCGCCUGACGAAAAACGUGAACGAGGACCACCUUUACGAGAUAUUCGGGCAGUAUGGUGAGAUUGACGACUUGGAUCUUCCCAUCCAGAGGACAUCCGGAUUGAACCGCGGAACGGCCUAUAUCCUCUACUUCACCGAAACCGACGCCCAGGCCGCCAUCACACACAUGCACGAAGCGCAACUCGACGGCAACAUCAUCCACGUCUCGAUCGUCCUUCCCCGACGCAAAGUUUCCCCUGCUCCUCCCCAGGCCCGUCGCGGUCCCCGUGGGCCCCCGGCCAACGUGAGGUCCGUCCUUGGCCCAUCUGGCGGCGGCAGCGGCGGUGCCCAGGGCGGUGGUCGUGGCAGACGAUCACCUGGCGGUGGUGGUGGUGGUGGUGGACGCCGCGGUAAUCGGUCCGACGUCUAUCGUCCGCGGUCUGCCUCUCGUUCUCGAUCGCCGGCUGUGAGCGGUUCGCGCAGGUACAGAUCCCGGUCUCGGUCGGCGUCCUAUUCGUCACGGUCCCGAUCUCGUUCACCUGCUGGGCGUGGCGGUGGAGGCCGCAGGGGCGGUCGUAACCAUGGAAGGCGCCGGAGCGCCAGCCGUGAUAGCUACGAUAGUUACGACCGACGCAGCAGGAGCCGGAGCCGCAGUUAA
Dichotomopilus funicola is the source of this 996-nucleotide messenger RNA. RefSeq lists its product as uncharacterized. Bases 1 to 996 code for a protein of 331 amino acids. The transcript is spliced from 3 exons. Gene Ontology annotation, cellular component: cytoplasm; ASAP complex; nucleoplasm. Gene Ontology annotation, molecular function: RNA binding. Gene Ontology annotation, biological process: mRNA splicing, via spliceosome. The record is from RefSeq and is a predicted model, not a curated record. Lineage: Eukaryota; Fungi; Ascomycota; Sordariomycetes; Sordariales; Chaetomiaceae.